GCGUAGCCAGUAGCUUGUUUUCCGGAGACCACAGUCUCAGCCGGUGUGGCUGAGAACCACUGCAGGCAAGCUGACGGCCCCUGCGUCGGAGGAGCAAGGAAAGGAUGUGGGUAUUUGGUUACGGGUCCUUGAUAUGGAAGGUGGAUUUCCCCUAUCAGGACAAACUGGUCGGCUACAUCACGGGCUACAGCCGUCGCUUCUGGCAGGGAAGCACGGACCACCGCGGGGUCCCCGGCAAGCCUGGAAGAGUUGUGACUCUUGUUGAAGAUCCUGGGGGUUGUGUAUGGGGAGUUGCCUACAGACUACCAAUAGGAAAGGAAGAAGAAGUAAAAGCAUACCUUGACUUCAGAGAGAAAGGCGGCUACAGGACUGAAACAAUCAUUUUUUAUCCAAAAAAUCCAACAACAAAACCAUUCAGUGUGUUGUUAUAUAUUGGAACAUGUGAUAAUCCUAAUUAUCUUGGUCCUGCACCUCUGGAAGACAUUGCUGAACAAAUUUUUAAUGCUGUUGGCCCAAGUGGAAGAAAUACAGAAUAUCUUUUUGAACUUGCAAACUCUAUUAGGAACCUUGUGCCAGAAGAUGCAGAUGAGCAUCUUUUCUCUUUAGAAAAAUUAGUGAAGGAGCGCUUAGAAGGAAAACAGAACCUCAACUGCAUAUAA
This is a messenger RNA of Chrysochloris asiatica (Cape golden mole), 659 nucleotides long. It is a transcript of the gene CHAC2, whose product is annotated as ChaC, cation transport regulator homolog 2 (E. coli). Gene Ontology annotation, molecular function: gamma-glutamylcyclotransferase activity; glutathione specific gamma-glutamylcyclotransferase activity. Lineage: Eukaryota; Metazoa; Chordata; Mammalia; Afrosoricida; Chrysochloridae. Bases 105 to 659 code for a protein of 184 amino acids. Gene Ontology annotation, cellular component: cytoplasm. The record is from RefSeq and is a predicted model, not a curated record. Gene Ontology annotation, biological process: glutathione catabolic process. The transcript is spliced from 3 exons.